Molecule: messenger RNA, 346 nt
Organism: Staurois parvus
Lineage: Eukaryota; Metazoa; Chordata; Amphibia; Anura; Ranidae
Source: the annotation of a GenBank genome assembly
AAUUCUGCAAGUAGUUCUGAUUUACUAUCGCUGUUCUCUAGCUGGUCUAAAACCGCUUUUGACCUAAAGGGAUGCUUUUUGGACGCCAUGGAUGUUUCUCAGUUUCAAAGCAGAAAGAACGGUACAAAUGCAGGCAGGGCACAGGACAAAGCAGUAGGGACAAAAUGUAUGUGAAAUGCUUUGAUACAUGUAUUUCGUGAAUGUCACAUUUUAACAUUUUUAAAUUUCCUGCUGGUUCCGGCCCCCGUACAUCCCGUACGUCCCGAUACUCGCAGGGACCUGAACCCGGAAGACGGAUGCUGGCAUCGGCCAGAGGAGAUGGCCGGGGAUGCUGCAGGGAGGACAU